GUUAACAGGGGGAAAACAUCCUCUGUGUCGAUUACAACUGCCACACGAUCUCAUGAUGCGUAAAUUGUGCACGGGUGUGGUUGCUCUGUUCUGUAUGGCGUUAUACCCUUUGAGAUGUUCCGCCGAUAUGAUCUGUUAUAAAAUGGCGUCCACUGGUGCUGGCGAACGACAUGACUCUGCAGGAAUGGCUACCGAGCGAGCAGGGCGGGAGUCUGGUGGAAAUCGUGGUGGGCUGGCCUCGACUUCUGGCGGUGCUCCAGUAGCGGAACGCGGUCAGCAAGCUUCUUCGGGUGGCAGGCACAGCGGCAGGACGAAGAGAAAUCCUUCGUACUACAAGUAUGACAACCGGCAGUGGUUUCUUGAUUGGGUUUCUGCUGACGAGUCCGCGCUGACGAGUCCACCUUGCGGUGGAGUCGUCUUCGUGAGAGAUCAUAAGAAUUUUCGGCUCGUCGGGGCCGUGAGCGGGUGGGAAGAUUGUUCGGAAGGAGUUCGUACUUUCACCCUUCAGACGACAUACGGGAAGGACGGUGGUCCUGACGAUGACGCCCAUGGUGUCAGAUUGUCUUGGAAAAAGUUCCGAGGUUUCGGCAAACAAGCCACCAUGCUUUCAUUUUACACGACCAUAACAUCAGAUUUAGAACCAACUGUUCUAUUGCGGGUCUUCUUUGAUGAGUGGGAGAGAGUGGUGCCGCCAACCAGGUGUUUAGAUGUGCCGCAAGAGCAUCGUAUUUCAAUGUUGAUCUCGUACGUUGGCGAUGACGAGGACCGCACGCGAACUUCAGAAAUGUCGACUGUUGUUGCUAAAGAGGGUGCGACUGGAGUGCUUGACCCUAGCUACGUUCCUGAGCAGCCAGAGCCCUCAGGUGCUUAUGAAGAAUCCGAGCCGGAAGGUGAAGCUGUCGAACGCAGACAUGCGGAGGGGGCGGUCGCCGAUGUGGCUCAGGGUCCAGUGAGUGCUACGAAUGAGCCGUCGACUGGGGCGAAGACGACUGGAGUUAGCACAUCGGGAGGAGAUCAUGAGGUUGCAGAGCAGCCAAGGGACAUGGGUAAAAGACCUGUUGCGGUGGGAGAAAAGAGAAGCGGAGAAGAAUCUGGCAGCGAGGGGGAUGGAGACGAACACAGACAGGCCUUACAAUCGGACAAGAAGAAAAGGAAAACAAGCUCCCCUCGCCAGACAUCUGACAAGAAAAGGAAGUCGGGAGGGAGGACCCCGGAAACACCGAAGGCGAGACGGGGAAGUGGAACGGGGGAGGGGUCAUCGAAAGGCAAGCGGGCACGAGCAGAUGAAAACGACAGUGAGGACGACAAGGAGAAGGUUGUCGAACUGGACGCCGGGUACUUUCUGGAAUGGAAAGAGGGUGUAAAGAAAGAUGUCACUCUUUCUAUCAACCCGGAGAGGGUCUUGGAGUUGCCGGCGUGGGAAAGGUCGUACAAUCAUCGUUCGAUCGACCCAACCCACACGACAUAUAUAUUGCGGUGUAUGAUGGAUGCCUUCAAGAAGAAAGGAAAGACGUACGAGAAACCAAUUUUGAAAUUGGCACCAAUCGUAGGGCUUCCUAGCCUCGGACGGAAGGCUGUUCGGGUGACCCCGAACAAAUUCAAUGUGGGGAACCCGAACGAGCACUGGUACUAUGCUGUGAGCGGGCAGCACAAUGUCAAGGCUGCGCUGGAGUUGAGAAACCACGAGAUUUGGGAGAAGCAUACCUUCUCCGACUGGCCCUUCAAGCCGUUGUACUUCACCGAGGAGGACUUCGACGGUUAUACGCAGAUAAGCGUGAACGAGAAUAGGAAGGACAAGUUAGCCCCUCCUCGGGCUCAACGAUUGUCAAUGGCAGACAUUCGUCAGGAGUGGAAUAACUUGAAGUGUCCUCGUGCAGUCACCAGCAAUAUAAAGUUCAAGAAGGAUUUGGUCGCCAAAUACGAAGAAUUUCAGAAAGUUGCCUUGAGGAAAACGCCUUACUUCAACCUUUGGAGGUUGGCUGAUGAGAAAUCGAAGAAAAAGGAAUGGACGGAGAAACUGAGGUACUACUUGCCUUUGGUCAUGACGGACGACGAAACGUGGAAGCUUGGCAUGAAGUUCUACGACGAGUGGGAGAAGGGCCAUCUGCUCGCCCCUGAUGGCGCUGUGUGGACGAAGAAGCCUCCAACAGCGGACCCGAGAGUCACCCGUGAGGGUCAAUCAUUUGCGGAGGACACCAGUGGCCAUAAGAGAGUUGUGUAUAAUGUGCAUGUGACUGAUCCAGAGAUGCGGAAAGGAAAGAAGAAAAGGAAACAGGAGGAGCGCGACUUUUUCAUGCAAGUGAAUGAACCCGAUCACGAGGGCCGCGACAACGAUGAUUGGAAUGACUCCUUUUUCCGGACGAAGGAGCAAUUGAUGGCAGAGUACGCCUCCAAGGAACUGGACGAGAAAUUGUGGGCGGGCUAUAGGAAAUGGGUCACAGAUCACUCGUACCUCAAGCAAUGCCCCCAGUGUCUCAGCUGUCCGAGUGAUAAGGACGUGGCGGCGACGAUGAAGUUGGUCAAUCGCGAGAAGUUUCUCGUGCUGUCCGUGCUGAAAGGCGAACGUAGCAAGACACAAGAGGGGCCGCAAGCACUGGGAGAAUGCACCAAUGUCAAAUGGAAGCACACCAGUCAAGUGACAACCCUCGCACCAUUUGCUUACGACGCCUUCACGGCUUUCUUGAGAAAGGAUGAGAUAAGGAAAGUUGUGACGCAGCUGCGAUGCCACACUUGCAUCAUUGACUUCUGCGAUCCCGUUGACCGAGCACGUUGGAAUGAGGAGGCUUUCCGGUCAUUGGCGGCAUUCCUUGAAGCUGUGUGUCCUGAUUUUCGAACUCUGAUUGCUUUCGUUCCCAGGCAAUGGGACCUCUCCUUCAUGGAUCUUCUGCACAUUCUUCCUGUCACGAAUGGUUGUGCAGGAAAAUGGGUUCGGAGGAGUCAAGUUAAGAAGCACUACCAAAUCGGGAACAGUGUGUGGGCCGAGGAGGACAAGAUGUAUGUUCUUUUCCAUGGGGAUGAUCUGAAGCUUAACACCCCACCGACAUAUGAGGGGCGAUUGUCGGACGAUGACGCUGCAGCUCUUGGGAAAAGGCAGAAGUGCACACCCUCGGACAUUGCCGAAACACAGUUCACGGCCACGACGUAUGCAUUGGCAGGCGUGCACCACCUAAAGGGGUUUGUCUAUAAGGAAAUGGAGCGCCACCCAGUUAUGCUAUUGGGUCAGAUAGAGUUCUUCUGCCCAAUCGAAAAUGGAGUUAUGUUCAUCGGCAAAGCACACGCCCAGGUUGUGUGGCAAGUCCUCAAGAGCGGGCGUCAUGUUGUGGCCAUCGAGGGAGACACAAAGCUCCUCAACUUUUUGAUGACAUAUGUUGCGCAUGAGGUGCAUACGGGUGUGGACAACUGUGAAUUCUACCAGGUGCAGAAAGAGGUCGACCAUGAUCCAGACAGGAAUAUGUGGUUCAAGCUAUCAGCUGAGAAAAGGGCGAGUGUAUACAAGUUUCUUUUCCUCGACACACGACCCAAACUAAGAUUCGAGGACGACCACAAGUGCCGACGAGAUGUCGUGAUCGGGGCAUUGGAUGGCUACCAUGGUGCUUCUAGGGAGGCUGCGGCCAACUUCGUGGAGAAACUUGAGGAACGCUAUUUCGACAAUGGCAAGAUGGAACUCACGUUAAAUUAUUACAAGGCUCAGUUCACCAAAGAGGACAAUUUCAACGCAAACGACGAGGAAGAAGUCAGCGAAGAUGUGUUCCAACCAGCAGUUAUUGAUAGCGAAUGGGUUAUGGCGUUCAAUGAUAAGGGCGAAUGGAAAUCAGAACCCCAUUCGUCAAAAAAGGUGUUUGAAGAGGCCGCCCUCCAAGCGGUUAUCGACCACGUCGCGGAGGUAAACUGUCGUCAACCAGAUGAGUUUGUCGUCAAAGUGUUCGGAGAGCAGACAUAUGAGAUUCUUCGGGAACACAACAUGUUGGAGUUGUGUCGUGACUUUUAUUACCUCGAAACAAGUCCAAGUUAUGAGGCUAACAUUGACUGGCAUAUUCCGCCUCCUGCCCCAACACGAGGAGAGGGAGCUGGACGGGGCGGACGUGGAGGAGAUGACGAAGGAGGGGACGGAGGAGGUGAGGACAGAACCCGCGCCGGCGGUCACGGUGGACAUGGUGGAGCAAGUGACAAUAGAGGGGGCGGCGCACAACGCGGAAAUAUUACGAGCGCGGGAGGGGUCACAAUCGCAGGCGGAAUGGGUGGCAUGGCUUCGGCAGAAGGUGCGAGCUCACAAACUGGCAGCACCGACGACACCCUUGCGCUGGGUACGGAAGACCAGGAAACUGCACCCUUUGACACGCAUUAUGGUGGUUCAGAGGGCGGGCAUGUCUCACUGACGGAUGCCGCGGAGAAACCUGCAGGCGGGUCAUACUUCCCCCAGAUGGGAUUCGAAGGGCACAAGGAGCGCGGGCUGCGUGAUGGCGGUUCUUUUGCCGGCGCCGGAUGUAUCUGCCGUCCAAGCCUCCGUGACAAUGCAGAGCGGAAGGAGGACUUUGUUGUCAGACACACUUCGCAGCAAACACGCAGCAUGGAUAACACCCUUGCCCUGAAUAUGGAAGACCAGCAGACUCCACCACCGGCGCAUCAACUCAGCAGCACCGACGACAUGCUUGCCCUGGGUAUGGAAGACCAGGAGGGUGCACCCUUCGACACACAUUAUGGUGGUCCUGAGGGCGGGCAUGUCUCGCUGACGAUUGCCUCGGAGAAACCUGCGGACGGGCAGAAGGGGCCCGGGGUGCGUGAUGGCGGUUCUUUUGCCGGCACCGGAUGUAUCCGCCGUCGAAGCCUGCGUGUCGGUGCAGAGCAAACUCCACCACCGACGGAGCAGCAGCCACGCAGCACGGAUAACACCCCUGCCCUGGGUGUGGAAGACCAGGAGACUCCACCUCGUGAUGCACAUUGUGGCGGUUCCCAGGGCGGGUAUGUCUCGCAGUUAUGUUCAAGGUUGCCUGGCAUGCGGCCCUCAAAAAUCAUUACGGCUAUAGUCGUGUCGGACCAGUGCAACGAGGAUGAAGACGUCACCAUGCUGGAAGGGGAUGAGGUUGUAGUCUGUCGUCCGAUCGAAGAUGAUCUUGUCAAGACACUUUUCCGCGAAUUCGAUUCCCCCGUUGUCAUCUCUCCCUCUUCACAAUUAUUGACUCCUCAAGAUGAAGUUCUAACCAUCCGUGGGAGUGGCGGGACAGCUGGUCGUCYUGUAGAGUUSUGCCCCGGUGCUCCGGRAAAAGUUGUUUGCCUCGUCGACGCAGACAUUAAGGACCUGUCCCGGUUUCCAUCCCRGUUAGAUGRCAUUAUGGCAUCGRYUYAGAYUGAAGAGUUCGUGCUGGGUCUAAGCGCGACAUGUCUAGGAAAAGACUUGCCACAAUCGAAAGGUUUAGACGAGAAGGAACAUCUUCGACACGAAGCCGUGGCUGGUAAGCAGUGACAUGUGUUGCUCACAUUUGGGUCUGUGUAGUGUAUGAGCAGUUGGAGUUUA
Messenger RNA from Chara braunii, 5512 nucleotides. The record is from the annotation of a GenBank genome assembly. Lineage: Eukaryota; Viridiplantae; Streptophyta; Charophyceae; Charales; Characeae.